Porites lobata is the source of this 29861-nucleotide messenger RNA. The record is from the annotation of a GenBank genome assembly. Lineage: Eukaryota; Metazoa; Cnidaria; Anthozoa; Scleractinia; Poritidae.
AUGGUAACCCUGAAGGAGACAUCAGGAGUUCUUACCAGUCCUUACUAUCCAAGGCGUUACCCUUCUAACGAGAAAUGCAGCUGGAAAAUUACAGCUAAUGAAGGAGAACGCAUUGUGUUGGUCAUUGAAGACCUUUAUAUUCGGUCCUGUGGUUCAUCUUGCACGUGUGAUUACCUUGAAAUACAAAAUGGCUCUUCCUCUGAUGGCAUUUCAGGCAGGCGAAGAUGUAGAUACUAUGAAGACCGUGGGAUAGUAUACCAUUCGGCAAAAGAUAUCCUGAGGUUGACGUUUGUUUCUGAUAGUGGUACUGACCGGUACUACCGUGGAUUUAAGGCAACUUACAUUAAAGUGAAAUAUAUUGCAACAACCACCGGUAAGUUAUUUAGAAAUCGGCUUUAAACAAUAAGUUAAAGGUUUAAGUGCAGGCGAUCAACUUUCAACCAAGUUAUAUGAAAUAUUAUUGCCUUAUAACAGGCUUAUGGUAACUGUAAUAUUCAAUUACUUUACGGAGUAAAACAACCCACAAUAAAAUGCCCAUCAAAUGUCAACAAUUUUCAUUGCCAUGGUGUUAAAAGUGUUUGGUGGAAAAUCUCGUAUUUUUUCAUAAUUAUCUAUUACAAAGCUUUCGAUUUGGUUUUUUGUUUUGCUUUGUCUUUUUUUGGUUUCAGACAGAUUACUCUUUGAUUUUGCAUUAUAAAGCUAAAUCAUAGUUUGUUUCCUCUUGUUGCAGCUUGUACCUCUGGCGAAUACCUUAAUGGAUUUAGUGGAUUCUUUUCAAGUCCAAAUUUUCCAAAUAACUAUCCUCAAUACAGCAUGUGUACCUGGAAUAUCACAGUUCCCAGCGGGUACAUAAUUAAACUCAGCUUCCUCUACUUUCGAUUGGAGCCAUAUCAGUACAGUCCCUGCUAUUAUAGUGCUCCAGGAGCCCGUGUUACAGUUACAAAUGUUACUUCAGAUGAUGGGUAUCAACCGUUCAUGCUGUGCGGUCAACAACUUCCAGAUCCAGUGUACUCAGUGGGGAAUUCAAUGCAAGUCAUAUUCACGUCUCUGAGCAGUCAAUACUCAGGGUUUAAUGCAACUUGCACGGCUAUCACUUAUAGUUCAGGUACGUGGUAUACAUUAUAAAAACAAAAACAAUUACUUUUUAUGAAGUUAGAUCGAUCUCACACUAUCAGACAAUGUCGGUACUUAACAGGCGACCAAAAGAAUCGACUCCGAAAUUAUUGACGUAUUACUGCUUGAAAAUGUAAAAGAGCAAAAGAGGAACACGAUUGGAUCGGUAAAACUGAACAAGAUAUUGCAUUCAGGUAUAUUUAAGGAACACGUCUAUUUCAAGUUUGUCGUCUUUACAUCGUACGCAAGUCUGAUGCUCUCGAGAAUCAUCAGUUUCUAAGUGGAGAUGACAAUUUUGUUCGCCUACGAGAUCUCUUUUAAGGCUCAGAGUCAACAAAGAAAGAUCAAAUUAUCCAAAAUAACGUGGCUUAAAGCCUUAAAAUAACCAAGAUAUACGGGAUAACAAACUCGUGCUUGACAAGUAUUGUAGUAUUAUUUAAGACAUGGAUUUUUCUUGGUGGUGCAGAGGAGUAUGGUUAGAAUGGUAUGAUUAGAACGCCAACAACGAGAUUUCUCAAAAUUGAUUUUGAAUUCGCAUCUUUUCGUUUUUUGUUCUUAUUCAUUUGGAACCAAUCGACAAAUAUAUUCAUACACUACCGUAGCUCCGUCGAAAACUAUACCCGAUUCCAGACCAAAACGGGCAAAGUCUAUAACCGUUUUUGGAUAAAAACGGCGCAAAAACCAUACCAAUUUCUUUCUACAGCAAGGUAAUCUGUAUCUAGAAUGAUUUGAAUCAUCACACGCCGUUUCUCCAUUUUCCCUCAGUUCUUCAAUCUGUCUCGCUAACUUUGCUUUACAUAGUGAAGAGCCUCUCUGGGUCAUUGUCAUAUAGUUUUAGAUCUUUAUUGCUUGCAGGUUCUUAACCCUGAGAAGAAAAUUUUUUUAUGAAAACAUGUGUCUAAACUUCUAUGUAAUCUUAUAGUUGAGAAUAAACAGCAUAAACAGCUGAUCGAUCGCGCAAAGCCUGAUGAUGUACACCUACCUUUCCAACAGUUCCUUCUUAUUACCAUUUUGAUUUAUACGGCGGCAUUUUAACCAAAACUUUAGUUGAGCAAAGGUCAAUUUUUCUGUAUCUCUUCUUCACUGAAGCCAGCAAGAGGAAUGUUCCCUCAAGUAAGUCCGCUAUGUUAGUUAUUAGGUAGCUUACGAUCCGAUGACGCGAUGACAACGAGGACGUCGCCGUCAAAAAAGCAAUAGGUUUACAAGGCAAAACUUUUUCUACUUUUUCCUACAUUUCCUUUUAUUGCGGACGUACACAAGCAACGACCAAACUUUAUUUCUCUUUUGGAACUUGGAAAGGGAUCCUAGCAAUUCAACUCCAGGGAGGUUCGCUUACUUUUGAUAAAGAAAAUGGGUAGGAAUGAUCGCAAUAAAGGCUGAAAUAACGCAAAUUCACUUUUUAAGUGACGUUUUUGCUGCCAUCGCCUCGUCGGAUCGUAAAGUCCCUAUUUUAAAUUUAAAAACCUCACAUCCACACAACUUCCGUUUUUUUUUUUUCUAAAAUCCGAGUAUAAAAGAAUUUCUUUGAGGCGCUUUCCAUUCAACCCAAAAUUCAGAAAUUUUCGGUUGGUACAUCAAAUGGAACGGACCGUUUUGAUUUGGUCUGACCGAAACAUUCGGGACCAGCUUUGAAGGCGGUCCUCUUUAACCGGUCUGGUCAUUUUGGUCGGUAAUGUCCCUUUCCAUUUGACAAAAUUGUUGUUCCCAGUACUGCUCCCUUGUAUCCUGGUUACAAGAACAAUAACCAAACGCGCGGUGGCUUGGGUCGAGUCUAUGCAACCGGAAUGUACCGAUCCAUUAGGCUCGUAAAUUUCCGAUAUUUCAAAUCGGAAUUUUUUUUGAAUGGAAGGCGCCCUUGGGUUUUUGGGCUCCAUUUUCGCCAAAGAAAGCUUCUGAUCCCUUGCAUGAGCCAAACAUGUACGGUGAACAGUCGAGUUUGGAGGUAAACGUCUUCGUAUAAGAAGAUUACGAAAGCAGCGCGAUAGAUACUGGCCUCUUGUUGGGCACAAAAUUAUUGUUUUGGGCCAAAUCACAGAGAAGCCUUCGAAUAAGUCGUGGAACUGGUUCGUUAAGAGUAGCAUUCCAGAGGCUCUCUCGCCCGUUCUUGAAAACUUUUGCCGCCGUUUUUCCUGACUCAACUGACCGACACUGGGUCUCCGAGGAUGCUUCUACCAAAGUAAUAAAAAUAAUCUUUACAAGUGCCCACGAACAUAUUUCUCAUAGUUUAUGUUGAGUUGUUUGUGAAUUUUCCUAAUGUAGCUGUUGUUCACAUGAACUUUCAUAACAAAGAAAGACAACCUGAACGACAGAACAAAUCUUCGUGUUAAAGAAAGCGCAGGCGCCUAAUACCUACUAAAAUGUUUGUUUGAGUUAUGGAACGGACUCUUAAAAACAUCGGUCGUAAGAAGGCAGUCAAUCGUUUGUUCACAAUAUAAUCUCGAUAAUUUUAAAAAAAGUUUAUUCCAGACACAAACCAAAAAAAGCUUCUGGCGCAUCCCUAAAUUAUCAAAUCCUUCCGUCCCGCAUUUGGUUUUGAUCUAAUUCCUUCUCACACGCGUUAACUAGAUUCUUUCUUGAAAGUGGUAUUAUUCUAAUAUGUCCUCGAUACUUACGGUCCGUCCAUUUAUAUGGCUUGCAGUCUGUCCCAAUAUGGCAACCCUGAAUGAGGCAUCAGGAAUUCUUACCAGUCCUUACUAUCCAAGGCUUUACCCUUCUAACGAGAAAUGCAGCUGGAAAAUUACAGCAAAAGAAGGAGAACACAUUGUGUUGGUCAUUGAAGACCUUUAUAUUCGGGACUGUGGUUCAUCUUGCACGUGCGAUUACCUGGAAAUACAAAAUGGCUCAUCUUCUGAUGGCAUUUCAGGCAGGCGAAGAUGUAGAUACUAUAAAGACCGUGGGAUAGUAUACCAUUCAGCAAAAGAUGUCGUGAGGUUGACGUUUGUUUCUGAUGGCCGAGUUACGGGGUACCGUGGAUUUAGGGCAAUUUACAUGAAAGUAAAAUAUAAUGCAACAAACACCGGCACCGGUAAGUUAUUAGAAAUCAGCUGUAAACGCAGGGUUAAAGGUUUAUGUGUAGGCCAUCAGGUGAUCAACUUUCAACCAAAAUAUAUGAAAUAUUAUUCCCCUAUAACAGGCUUAUGGUAACUGUAAUAUUCAAAUACUUUACGGAGUAAAACAACCCAAGCUAAAAUGCCGAUGAAAUGCUGACAAUUUUGAUUCGCAAGAUGUUAAAAGUGUUUGUUCGAAAAUCUCCUAUUUUUUUUUAUAAUUAUCUAUUGCAACGCUUUUGAUUUGGUUUUUUGUUUUGUUUUGUGUUUUUUUUUUUGGUUCACAGACAGAUUACUCUUUGAUUUUGUAUUAUAAAGCUAAAUCAUGGUUUGUUUCCUCUUGUUGCAGCUUGUACCUCUGGUAAAUACCUUAAUGGAUUUAGUGGAUUCUUUUCAACUCCAAAUUUUCCAAGUAACUUCCCUCAGUACAGCACAUGUAUCUGGAAUAUCACAGUUCCCAGCGGGUACAUCAUUAAACGCAGCUUCGUCUAUUUUCGAUUGGAGCCACAUCAGUACAUUCCCUGCUAUCGUUAUGCUCCAGGAGCCCGUGUUACAGUUACAAAUGUUGCUUCAGAUGAUGGGUAUCAACCGUUCAUGCUGUGCGGUCAGUCUCUUCCUCUUCCAGUGUAUUCGGUAGGGAAUUCUGUUCAAGUCAUAUUCACGUCUCUGAGCAGUCAAUACCCAGGGUUUAAUGCAACUUACACGGCUAUAACGUAUAGUUCAGGUACGUGGUAUACAUUAUUUAUAAGACAUCAACGAUUAAGAUUGAAAAAACAACGUUAAGAUUAAAAAAACAUCACUAACAACAACUCGCCCUAUAAAACGUGAUCCAAGAAAAUCUUGAAUUCUGGAUUCCACGCUGUGGACUCUGGAUUCCAGGAACUGGAUUCCGGUUGUCAGUGGCAGUUAGAUUCCGGAUUCCAGUCAUAAGAGGGAUUCCGGAUUCCUAAGGUAGAAUUGUUUUACCGAUUCCGGUAUUCGAAUUACAUUUAUAUUACAUUGGGGGAAACGACAGUCAUAAACAAACAGGCAAAAUUUAAAACAAUUACAUUUUAGGGAGCUACUCACACUAUCAGGCAAUUUCUUCUUUGGCCUAGGGCGAUUCGUUAAGCUCUCCUUUGUACCCUCUCAAUUUCAUGGAUGUCUUUAGCUAGAUGUGGUGACCACACCGGGCUAGCGUAUUCAAGGAUCGGAGGGACAUACAAAAUUAAAAAAAUGUUUUUAUUUUUACUCCUUACUGUGUGUUUAAGCAAGCCAAGAACCUAUGUUUGCUUCAUGAACUGUUUCAUUGACAUGUUUUGUCCAGCUCAGGUCAUUCGCCAUGAUAACUCCAAGAUCUUUAUAAUUGAAUACAUUUCUUAACUCAGUACCCGAGACUUGGUACCGUGUGGUACUUCUGUCUUUAUUAUGAGUGACUCUCAUGACCUCACAUUUACUAGGAUUAAAUUUUACCUGCCAGCGAUCCACCCAUAGAUCAAGGGCGGUUAGAUCAGAUUUUAGCGGAGCCCCAUAGCUUAGUAAAUCUGUCGUGCAAGCGUGUCGUGCGCGUGCUUUCACCUUUAGCAUCAAAUUCCUGUGGAGGGUCACAUUUGGUAAUCACGUGACCGUACACCGACCGCUGACCGACCGUCCGUCCGCACCACAGGACAACCAAUGUUUACUCUCACACUUUUAGCUAGUUUGGGAGCCCAAGAGAAAACUAAUUGCACAUCAAUGUUGUGAUCAAUUGACAGCUGUCAAAACAGGGCAUCCGCUGACCAGUAUCUCCUGACCGUAGCGCGGGCUUAAGUGUCGACCCAUCGAGGUCGAGUAUUUUUUGAAGUUAUCCGCUGACAAAUUACCAGUUUGAAAUGAUCGCAGGCUCAAGUUUAUUUCUUCCAAGGAUUCAUAUCAAAUAUGUUGUGUUUAUGUCACUAUGGCCCCGCACUAUUAGGAUUUUGAUUUUAAACUGACUUCGGAAGCAAAAAUUCAGCCAGUUUUUUUAAAAGUACAGGCGGGGAAGACCUUAUCUUACCAUGGUCACGCGUUGGUUACGCUCUACGUCCAAUUUUUAUACUCUGAUUGGUCAAAAUUUGACAGGUGAGUUCACGCGAAAAAAUUAUGCAGCAUCUUGAAAAUUGUUUACUUUGACAGCUGAAGCUGAAGAGUUUUGUGUCAACUUGUGAUGUUUUUAACUGUCUUUUUCUUCUGGAUUUACAAAAUGAAAUACAGCUGCUAUCAAGAGUCUUCUGUUAUUUAUGGCUGGUUUGUUUACUGGGUUUUUGGUUGAGAAACGCGUCGCUUGUCAAAAUUUGUUAAUUCGAUUUCGGAUGGCAUCGUUGUCGUAUUUCACCUUGCUUAAUGCGUAAGAGGGUUUAAAAGUCUCAAGCAACUGUGGCCUUCCUUGAUAGCUUUCAGGAACUGAAUCUCGAAUGGUAAGCCUGAGUAACUAUUGUAUUUCAUGUUUGUUUUUGUUAUAUCUAAUUUCAUGAAGUCUUGCACAGUUCACGCUGACAGUUUAUGCGGCAAGUUUAUGCACGUUUGUAGCCGUAGUUUGAGUCAAUGAUCUGACCUAGUAUCAGGUUUGAACGGUUUGAUAUAAGCUUACAGAACUUUAAAAAGCCUUCAGAUAUAUUUGCUAACCACAGAUAGAAAGAAAACGUUCCGAAGAAUAUUUAGUUAUAAAUUUGGCUGUAGAAAGAAAACUUUGAGCGAUUUUCUUGCUUCGAGGAGUUCACCUUGGAAAACAGUAAACACCCGCGCCGGGAAGCCGGCUUAUAAAGCUUCACGCCGAGACUAAGGAUUUUUAGAGACACUUUAAUACUUGUCUUCAUGAAUGAAAAUUGUUAUCUCUGUAAAUGUUUUACCGAAUUAUAUUCCUUUUUUUGAUUGUUAGUAGUCUCUCUUGCAAUUUUAAUCGCUUGUCUGUGCCGUUUGUUUUCAUCGUUCAUGAACAUCGCUUGCAGAAGUACUCAAAAAUGUCGCGCGUAUCAAACGCUUUAUAAGAUUACACAUCGUUAUAACUGAAACCAUGAAAUAACCAUAAAAAUAAUAAUAAAUUCGCUAUUAUGUUGAAGCGUAACUCUAUUAAAGUUCAUUCAAACACUCGACCACACUGACAGCUCGCACUAUAGAAACGAGAACCGGCUGGCCGUAUGAGUGAUUUUGGAAAUUUUUAAACGGUUUCGCUUUACGAUUAUAUUGAUCGUCCUGAAUAUUGACUGAGUGCAAUUUGUCUUUAAAAAUUGUGAAAUACUGCAUUAUGUCCGAGGUCUGUAUGAUAAAUAGUACUGUUUCACCUCAAAUGUGAUGUAUAAAAAUUAUAAAAGGUUGGUUUAAACACCCCCAGAUUUGUUGGCAAGAAUUUGUAAAGUAAACCCGUCGAACGCUAAAAAAUUCGGCGUGACUUGUUUUCCAAGAAUUUGUUUUCGAGCCCUAAUCUACUGUGAUCUUGAAUGUGAUCGAAGAUGUUUGCUAUUUUUUGGGUGGACAUAUAAGGUUAUCAAUUCGAUGUAAGAUGUUUCACUCUAAAAAAAGUCACAUGAAUGUGCCCUUAAGUUAAAUGAUUUGUGGAUUAAAAGUUUAUUGUUUGAUUUAAAUUAUAAAUUUCUUAAUUGGAGCUUCGCUUUUAGCCCCGGCUAGCCUGAGUAUCAGGCCUUCCUACGGGAAUAGGGGACAGAAGAUUUUUGAUCGGGGAGGGGGGAGGGGGGAGAAGAGAAACGAAGGCCUGACACAAAACCAUUCAACAAAUCGUGUGACACAUCCAGAAUCUGGAUGUGGCAGUGAUUGGAUAACACACAAUACGCCCUGACGUCACCGACCGCAAGUAAACACGAGCAGAGUGUUUUGAUAGCAUGUGGUAAUUUUAUGGAUAGAGACGCAGAGAGGAAUUCAAAGAGACUCGAAAGGGCGCUCUCAAGUUCUUUCCGGGAAUAAAAAUAGAACCGGAGCAAGAAUUGUGUUUUCAAAGCCUCGUAGUUAAAAGGAAAGAUGUUCUCGGAGUAUAGAAAAGCCUCAUAUACCAGCUUCUGCCGAAACUGAAAUGUCUGAGUAUUGGUUUCACAAGACCAGGACAAAGAAGACUAUAUCAGUGCUUCAGAUAUCUAAGUUUUGAUUUGCAACAUCCUGCCGCUAAAAGGGUAUCGUUACUGUAAAUAAAAUUAGAGCGAGGUAGCCAUGUAUUGAGAAUAGCCGACAGCACCAAGGCUUUAGCUUGACUUUAGAUUUUCCCUCGGACGAUUUUCGGCCUGAUCUACAGCAGCUUUUUAGCUGCCAGAUUCUCAGGAACCUGCUUAUUAAUGAGCGCCGCUGUUGUAACUCUGUAACAAAAGCAGUUUACAGUUUUCCGGGCACACGUUUAUUUACAAACAGAGCGUUGGCGAUCUUACAUUAGCACAAUUCCUAAAACAUGUUAUAAAACAUGUUCAAAAACGACAGGUUUUCCAUUACAAGUAUUCGAAAACUCCUCAUUGGAGGUUUCAGAAAAAGCGAAAUCGUAGCUAGCCUGCGAAAACAUCCGUUUCUCCUUGCUCUUCGCCGAUGGGGACGUUUCGCGAGGAGGAACGCGCGAAACGUCCCCAUCGGCGAAGAGCAAGGAGAAACGGAUGUUUUCGCAGGCUAAAUCGUAGCAACAGAAGCACCAGAGCUCGGCCAGACCGUAUGGUGAGAUUUAUUUUAGGCGAGCUUUUUUGACACGUGAAGCUGACAAACCAAUGACCGGAUGUGAUUUUGAUUGGAUGGUAUCGAAUCAUGCUGUUUUGGGGUGGAAGGCUCCAGUAAAAGCAUCUGUGUCAGGCGUUUCUCUCCUUCAGCUCUCUCCCUUUUUCGCUUCCAUCUUUCCCCUUUUCCCCCAGAAACGCCUGAUACUCAGGCUAGCCCCGGCUAAAUCUAUAUAUUAAAGCCUUAGAAUCUUCCAUUUUGUUUAUCUGUCUAUAGAUUUUGAUAUCCUCAGCAAAUAACUUGGCGGUAGAUGUAAUAAUGUUAGGUAUGUCGUUCACGUAAAUAGGGAACAUAAUCGGACCCAGGAUUGAGCCUUGAGGGACGCCAGAUAUAACAGGCGACCAUUCGGAAUACGAUCCACGUAUCUGUACUCUUUGUCUUGUGUUGGUUAAGAAAUAUCCUGAACCUGAGUUUCCCGUCUAUACCGUUCCUAUUGAGCUUUAAAAGCAGGUGCUCAUUGGGGCCACUGUCGAACGCUUUCGAAAAGUCCAGAAAUAUAACAUCAGACACCUUUCCGACAGUUUCUUCUUAUUACCAGUUUGAUUUAUACGGCGGCAAUUUAACCAAAACUUUAGUUGAGCAACGGUCAAUUUUUCUAUCUCUUCUUCACUAAAGCCAGCCUGGAGUAAGAUCGACUUGAUCGUCCGCCGUGUUAGUUAAUUUAAAUUUGCCGCAAGGGCCAUUAAGCCUCGCUUCUAUGUAAAUUCCGUUUUUUUUUUUCUGUAAUUGGAGUAUUAUAAAAGUUCUUUGGUUUUGUGGGUUCAUUUUUGCUGAAGAAAUCUCUCCUGCAAGAGCCAAACAUGUACGGCGAACAAUCGAUUUUGCGGUUAACCUUCCUCGUAUAAGAAGAUCGCGAAAGCAACGCGAUAGAUGCUGGCCUCUUGUAGGACACUAAAUUAUUUUUUGUGCCAAAUCACAGACAAUUAAUCGAGCAAGUCGUGAAACUGGUUCGUCAAGAGUAGCAUCCCUGGGUCCUCUCUCCCGUUCUUGAAUCCUUUGGACGCCGUUUUUUCUCCCUCAACUAUCCGCCCCUGGGUCUCCGAGGGAGGAUGCUUUUACCAAAGAGAUAAUAAGUUACCCACGAACAUAUUUCUCAUAGUUAAUGUUGUGUUGUUUGUGAAUUUUCCUCAUGUAGCUGUUGUUCACAUGAGCUUUCAUAACAAAGAAAGACGAACUGAACGACAGAACAAUUUUUCAAGCCAGAGUAAAAGCAGACGCCUAAUACCGACUAAAUUGUUGGUUUGAGUCACGGAACAUCCUCGGAGACCCAGGGGCAGUCAGUCGGGUAGGGAGAAAAGGCGGGACGAAAGUUUUCAAGUACGUGUAGGAACUCACGAAAACAAUUCAGUAGAAACUGUUCGCCGAUUGGGCACAAUAAUACAAAGCAUUUUUUGUGCCCAAUCAGGAGCCGGUAUCCGCUUGAAUGUUUGGAAAUAGCUUGGUGAGAGUCGGUACCCACGGGCUCUUUCACCCGUACUUCAAAACGUUCGUCCCGCCCUUUCUCCGGACCGGACUGACUGUCCCUGGGUCUUCGAGGAUGGUCGCGGAACGGACUCUCAAAAACAUCGUAGGAAGGUAGUCGAUUGUCUGUGAAUUGUUCACAAUAUAAUCUCGAUAAUUAAAAAAGUUAUUCCAGAACAAACAAAAAAGCUUCUGGCGCAUCCCUAGAUUAUUUAGUCCUUCCGUACCGCUUUUGGUUUUGGUCUAAUUCCUUCUUACGUUAACUAGAUUCUUCCUUGAAAGUGGUAUAAUUCUAAUUAUCCUCAAUACUUACGCUCAGUCCAUUUACAUGGCUUGCAGUCUGUCCCAAUAUGGCAACACUGAAUGAGACAUCAGGAGUUCUUACUAGUGCUUACUAUCCAAGACGUUACCCUUCUAACGAGAAAUGCAGCUGGAAAAUUAUAGCAAGUAAAGAAGAACGCAUUGUGUUGGUCAUUAAAGACAUUGAUAUUCGCAGCUGUGGGUCAUCUUGCACGUGUGACUACCUGGAAAUACAAAAUGGAUCAUCCUCUGAUGGCAUUUCACGCAGACGAAGAUGUAGAUACUAUAAUGACCGUGGGACAGUAUACUAUUCGGCAACAGAUGUCCUAAGGGUGACGUUUGUUUCUGAUAUUGGUACUUACGGGAGGUAUCGUGGAUUUAAGGCAACUUACAUUAAAGUGAAAUAUAAAUCAACAACCACCGGUAAGUUAUUAGGAACCGGCUUUAAACGCAAAGUUAAAGGUUCUUGUGUAGGCGACCGGGUUCUCAAUUUUCAAGCAGGGAAAAUAAAAUAUUAUUGCCUUAUAACAGGGUCACGGCAACUGUGACAUUCAAAUACUCUACACAGAGUAAAGCAACACAAACUAAAAUGUCGAUGAAAUGCCAACAAGUUACAUUGAUAUGAUGUUAAUAAAAGUGUUGGCAGAAAAUCUCAUUUUUUAUGUUUAUCUAUUGCAAUGCUUUCGAUUGAGUUUUUUUGUUUCGUUUUUCUUUUUGGUCCACAGACGGAGUACUCUUUGAUUUUGAUUAUAAACAAGCUAUAUCAUAGUUUAUUUCCUCUUGCUGCAGCUUGUACCUCUCGCGAAUAUCUGAAUGGAUUUAGUGGAUUCUUUUCAACUCCAAAUUUUCCAAGUAACUUCCCUCAGUACAGCAGAUGUACCUGGAUUAUCACAGUUCCCAGCGGGUACAUCAUUAAACUUAGCUUCUUCUAUUUUCGAUUGGAGCCAAAUCAGUACAGUCCCUGCUAUUAUGAUGCUCCAGGAGCCCGCGUUACAGUCACAAACGUUGCUUCAGAUGAUAGCUAUCAGCCGUUCAUGCUGUGCGGUCAGUCUCUUCCUCCUGCAGUGUACUCGGUAGGGAAUUCAGUUCAAGUCAUAUUCACGUCUCUAAGCAGUCAAUACCCAGGGUUUAAUGCAACUUACACGGCUAUAACGUAUAGUUCAGGUACGUGAUAUACAUUAUUUAUAAGACAUGAACGAUUAAGUUAAGAUUAAAAAAACAUCACUAACAACAACUCGCCCUAUAAAACGUGAUCCAAGAAAGUCUUGGAAUCUGGAUUCUACGCUGUGGACUCUUGAUUCCAGGAACUGGAUUCCGGUUGUCAGUGGCAGUUAGAUUCCGGAUUCCAGUCACAAGAGGGAUUCCGGAUUCCUAAGGUAGAAUUGUUUUACCGAUUCCGGUAUUCGAAUUACAUUACACUGGGGGAAACGGCAGUCAUAAACAAACAGGCAAAAUUUAAAACAAUUACAUUUUAGGGAGCUACUCCCACUAUCAGGCAAUUUUUUCUUUGGCCUAGGGCGAUUCGUUAAGCUCUCCUUUGUACCCUCUCAAUUUCAUGGAUGUCUUUAGCUAGAUGUGGUGACCACACCGGGCUAGCGUAUUCAAGGAUCGGAGGGACUUAUACAAAAUUAAAAAAAUGUUUUUAUUUUUACUCCUUACUGUGUGUUUAAGCAAGCCAAGAACCUAUGUUUGCUUCAUGAACUGUUUCAUUGACAUGUUUUGUCCAGCUCAGGUCAUUCGCCAUGAUAACUCCAAGAUCUUUAUAAUUGAAUACAUUUCUUAACUCAGUACCCGAGACUUGGUACCGUGUGGUACUUUUGUCUUUAUUAUGAGUGAUUCUCAUGACCUCACAUUUGCUAGGAUUAAAUUUUACCUGCCAGCGAUCCGCCCAUAGAUCAAGGGCGGUUAGAUCAGAUUUUAAAGCAAUAGAAUCUUCCAUUUUGUUUAUCUGUCUAUAGAUUUUGGUAUCGUCAGCAAAUAACUUGGUGGUAGGUGUAAUAAUGUUAGGUAUGUCGUUCACGUAAAUAGGGAACAUAAUCGGACACAGGAUUGAGCCUUGAGGGACGCCAGAUAUAACGGGCGACCACUCGGAAUACGAUCCACGUAUCUGUACUCUUUGUCUUGUGUUGGUUAAAAAAUAUCCUGAACCACAGGUAGAGUUGCCCGUCUAUACCGUUCCUAUUGAGCUUUAAAGACUCUUUAAAAGCAGGCCCAUUUAACAAAAUUGUUGUUCCCAGUACUUUUCCCUUGUAUCCUGGUUACAAGAACAAUAACCAAACGCGCGGUGGCUUGGGUCGGGUCUAUGCAACCAGAAUGUACCGAUCCAUUUGGCUCGUAAAUUUCCGAAAUUUCAAAUACGAAUUUUUGUUGAAUGGAAAGUGCCCUUGGUUUUCUGGGCGCCAUUUUCGCGGAAGAAAGCUCCCUUGCAAGAGCCAAACAUGUACGGUGAACAGUCGAGUUUGGAGGUAAACGUCUCCGUAUAAAAAGAUUACGAUAGCAACGCGAUAGAUACUGGCCUCUUGUUGGGCACAAAAUUAUUGUUUUGUGUCAAAUCACAGAGAAGCCUUCGAAUAAGUCGUGGAACUGGUUCGUUAAGAGUAGCAUUCCAGCGGCUCUCUCGCCUGUUCUUGAAAACUUUCGAGGAUGCUUCUACCAGAAAAAAUAAUCUGUACAAGUGCCCACGAACAUAUUUCACAUAAUUCAUGUUGAGUUGUUUGUGCAUUUUUCUAAUGUAGCUGUUGUUCACAUGGGCUUUCAUAGCAAAGAAAGACAACCUGAACGACAGAACAAAUCUUCAUGUUAAAGUAAGCGCAGGCGCCUAAUACCUACUAAAAUGUUCGUUUGAGGUAUGGAACGGUCUCUUAAAAACAUCGGUCGUAAGAAGGCAGUCAAUCGUUUGUGAUUUGUUCACAAUAUGAUCUCGAUAAUUAAAAAAAAAGUUAUUCCAGACACAAACCAAAUAAAGCUUCUGGCGCAUCCCUAAAUUAUUAAAUCCUUCCGUUCCGCAUUUAAUUUUGAUCUAAUUUUUUCUCACGUUAACUAGAUUCUUUCUUGAAAGUGGUAUAAUUCUAAUUGUCCUCGAUACUUACGGUCCGUCCAUUUAUGUUGCUUGCAGUCUGUCCCAAUAUGGCAACCCUGAAUGAGGCAUCAGGAGUUCUUACAAGUCCUUACUAUCCAAGGCGUUACCCUUCUAAGGAGAAAUGCAGCUGGAAAAUUACAGCAAGUAAAGGAGAACGCAUUGUGUUGGUCAUUGAAGACCUUUAUAUUCGGUCCUGUGGUUCAUCUUGCACGUGUGAUUACCUUGAAAUACAAAAUGGCUCUUCCUCUGAUGGCAUUUCAGGCAGGCGAAGAUGUAGAUACUAUGAAGAUCGUGGGAUAGUAUACCAUUCAGCAAAAGAUAUCCUGAGGUUGACGUUUGUUUCUGAUAGUGGUACUGACCGGUACUACCGUGGAUUUAAGGCAACUUACAUUAAAGUGAAAUAUACUGCACCAACCACCGGUAAGUUAUUUAGAAAUCGGCUUUAAACUAUAAGUUAAAGGUUUAACUACAGGCGAUCAACUUUCAACCAAGUUAUAUGAAAUAUCAUUGCCUUACAACAGGCUUAUAGUAACUGUAAUAUUCAAAUUCUUUAUGGAGUAAAACAACCCACAAUAAAACGCCGAUUAAAUGCCGACAAUUUUCAUUCGCAUGGUGUUAAAAGUGUUUGGUAGAAAAUCUCCUAUUUUUUUUUUUAUAAUCAUCUAUUGCAAAGCUUUCGAUUUGGUUUUUUGUUUUGCUUUGUCUUUUUUUUGUUUCAGACAGAUUACUCAUUUAUUUUGUGUUAUAAAGCUAAAGCAUAGUUUAUUUCCUCUUGCUGCAGCUUGUACCUCUGGCGAAUACCUUAAUGGAUUUAGUGGAUUCUUUUCAAGUCCAAAUUUUCCAAAUAACUAUCCUCAAUACAGCAUGUGUACCUGGAAUAUCACAGUUCCCAGCGGGUACAUAAUUAAACUCAGCUUCCUCUACUUUCGAUUGGAGCCACAUCAGUACAGUCGCUGCUAUUAUAAUGCUCCAGGAUCCCGUGUUACAGUCACAAAUGUUACUUCAGAUGAUGGGUAUCAACCGUUCAUGCUGUGCGGUCAACAACUUCCAGAUCCAGUGUACUCAGUGGGGAAUUCAAUGCAAGUCAUAUUCACGUCUCUGAGCAGUCAAUACUCAGGGUUUAAUGCAACUUACACGGCUAUCACUUAUAGUUCAGGUACGUGGUAUACAUUAUCAAAACAAAAACAAUUACUUUUUAUGAAGUUAGAUCGAUCUCACACUAUCAGAUAAUGUCGGUAAUUAAAAGGCGAUCAAAAGAAUCGACUCCGAAAUCAUUGACGUAUUACUGCUUGAAAAUGUAAAAGAGCAAAAGAGGAACACGAUUAGAUCGGUAAAACUCAACAAGAUAUUACAUUCAGGUAUAUUUAAAGAACACGUGUAUUUCAAGUUUGUCGUCUUUACACUGUACGCAAGUCUGAUGCUCUCGAGAAUCAUCAGUUGCUACGUGGAGAUGACAAUUUUGUCCGCCCAAGAGGUGUCUUUUAAGGCUAAGAGUCAACAAAGAAAGAUCAAAUUAUCGAAAAUACCGUAGCUUAAAGCCUUAAAAUAACUAAGAUAUACGGGAUAACAUAAACUUGCGCUGGAUAAGUAUUGUAGUACUAUUUAAGAUACGGAUUUUUCUUGGUGGUGCAGCGGAGUAUGGUUAGAAUGGUAUGAUUAGAACGCCAACAAUGAGAUUUCUCAAAAUUGAUUUUGAAUUUGCAUAUUUUGUUUUUUUUUCUUAUUCAUUUGGAACCAAUCGAUAAAUAUGUUCAUACACCACCGUAGCUCCCUCGAAAACUAUACCCGAUUCCAGACCAAAAUGGGCAAAGUCUAUAACCGUUUUUAGACAAAAACGGCGCAAAAUCCAUACCAAUUUCUUUCUACAACUGAGAUAAUCUGUAUCUAGAAUGAUCUGAAUCAUCACACGCCGUUUCCCCAUUUUCCCUCAGUUCUUCUAUCUGUCUCGCUAACCUUGCUUUAUAAAGUGAAGAUCCUCUCUGGGUCAGGGUCAUAUAUUUUUAGAUUUUUAUUGCUUGUAGGUUCUUAACCCUGAGAAGAAAAUUUCGCAUGAAAACAUAUGUCUAAACUUCUAUGUAAUCUUGUAGUUGAGAAUAAACAGCAUAAACAGCUGAUCGAUCGCGCAAAAUCUGAUGUUGUACACCUACCUUUCCAACAGUUCCUUCUUAUUACCAUUUCGAUUUAUACGGCGGCAUUUUAACCAAAACCAAAACUUUAGUGGAGCAACCGUCAAUUUUUCUGUAUCUCUUCUUCACUGAAGCCAGCAAGAGGAAUGUUCCCUCAAUUAAGUCCGCCAUGUUAGUUAGAGCGACUUUCGUAUGACCUUGAAAAAUGUUUUUGGUAAGUGUUCGUGAUUUGUUUCAUCAGCCAAUGGCUGAAAAGAUCAAAACAAGGACUCUUCGUUUUCCCGCCAAAGAAAACCCUAAUAUGGAGAAGGCACUGUUCGAUUGGCCAAUCGUGUUGCAGUAUGACGUCAAAGCGAAGCAUCGGCUGAUUUCUAGAAAGUUCUCGGGCAUGCAAUCGAUCAGUGGAGGUGGUAGUGGAGUUAGCUGUUGCAUUCAGGGACUUUGGUCUCUUCUUGUGAAAAUUUGGUUUUCUUACAAAUUCUGGUGAUUAAACAACAAUGGAAGCAGUUAUGUGUGGCUCAUCUUUACACCAAAAGUGCUGAACGAAGAUGGAGAGCCCGAUUCCGUUACCGAUGUGGUGACGCCGCUUACUACGCUGGCGAGUUUAUUCGUGAAUAGUGUCCUUCUUGUCCUCGAAAACGAGUAAGAAUUUUAGUUUCCUUUUUUGUCGUGUCAUGUGGGACGUUAGACUAUGUAUCCCUUUUAGUCGAUUGUGAGAUGAAUUAGAAGUCAAGAAAAUUUUAAACGCUUUCCACUUGAAGCGCCUUUGACCAGACUUUGAUCACGUGACUUUGUUGAUGGUGACGUUUUUGGGCUCUCCAUCUGACAAUAUUUUUUCUCGUGUCCUUUAAUUGAAAAACCCGAAAAUUUCAUUAUGUCAGACGCGUCAAAUGUUAAACGAUUUUGCCGAAGGUGCAAAGCACAUGGUUUUAAAGCUGGAAUACAUUCAGCAUGCCCUUUUAAAUGUUGCAAGUGCGCGGAGUGUGAGAAGAUUGCAAAACACAACGAAAUGGCGCGAGAGCGAGCUCGAAAAAGACGUGCCGACGAGCUGGCCGGACCAUUGCUACCCUCAAGCAGCGUUGACCUGACUAUUGAGCAAGUCAUCCAACUUGCAAACAAGAACUCGGGUACUGAAGUGGCGAAAAAAAAGAUGUCCACAACUGCCCUUAAAGCCGGUAUGUUGUCAACCUCGUGAUCUUUUGAUCCAAUUUUUUGUUAAUUUACCUUUCCAACUAUUUUAGUUACUCUUAAGGUAUCUUAUUGCCUUUGAAAGUACCGUUUGUAUUUGAAGUAAACCUUUUUAAAAAUCUUGGACAGGAAAAUUUGUUGUUACAGUAAUUUGUUGCACUUUGGCUUGUACAUGAAAUUCUCGUGAAUGACACACAAAUUAUUUGACAGAUUUCCCGAUGUUGCCUAAAAUACAUUCUCAGAAUAGCUUUUACAGUGCAGUUUUGCGAUUUCAUUAAUGUUAAAAUUUCACAUUUUUAUUAGUAAUGCUUCUCUAACAAUUUUGUUAUCAAGUCAGGGCACUGAAUGAGAGAAAGGAUCAAAUUUCAGUAGUUUUCUUUGACAUCUGGGACGUCACUAUUUUCAUUGCUUGUGUACUUAUCAGCGGCCAUCGUGUAAAGCCAUGACAAAUUUUUCCCACUUAUCUGGCUUCUCAUCAACACUUACUAAUAAAGUGUGAUAUGGUAUUGUUAAAAAUUAAAUUUGCUUAAAAAGUAAUACAGUAAAACCAACAACUAGAGACGGUCUAAGAACCUGGAUUUUUCUAAGUUAGCCUAAACAGGAUCCCAUAUAAAUGGUAGUUAGUUUAAGGUUUUAAAUUAGUCCUCGCCUUUCAUGACUGGGGUGAUUUUCACACGCGCUUGCGUUUCGCUCGCUCUACUAUCUCUGAGAAAAAAAUAGGGAUUACUCAUAGUCUCUUCUUAUAUAGGUUCUUUCUGAAAAAAAAAGAUGCAAUAUAGCUAAGAGUAUUCAGUGGUUCAGCUUUUUCCUUACAUAAAAGCUGCAAACCAUAACAUUGCAGUUGGAGUGUUAAGGCACCCGUGUCUCCCCACAAACACCAUUUGUGGGUGCGAUGAAGUAUAAGUUCCCCAAAAAAUCCUGCAUGGGGAGCUAAGAAAAUAAGAGCCUGAUUCACAUUUUAGGCUGAACAGGUUCCUGUAUACAGGGUGCUUAACUGGCAAAAUUUGAGCCUAACAGGUUCUUAGUCUCAGGGUCUUACUGUUAUUAUUCUUAUGGGUUAUGCAUUGUUCAUUUCUACGUGUAAACCAUCCCCUUCCCCUGGGAAUUUGUAAGUUUUAUUACUUGGCAGUCUAUUCCCCACCUCAAGGCAUACAGAAAAAGACAAUUUCUCACCCCUGCACUCCUCAUUAACCACACAUAACAUUGUUUUGGGUACAGGAUAAAUGUUUCUAAGGUUUUCUAUUUCAUAAAAACACUAGACUGAGAUCUCUGUUUUGCAAGCCGGGCAUCCAUAUUUAUAUACAGUCUAUUUAAGUUGUCUUGUUAUAUAGAUAAAUUCACUUAAGAAAUAUUUCUUUGUUGGUGACGAAAGCCAUCCAUCCAAGUAUGCGUCAUAUGCACAUUGGUUCUACAAUAAAAAUUUCGUGGUUCAAACAAUCUUGAAAAGGUCUUGAAUUUUAGUAGUCGUCUUGAAAAGUCCUUGAAUGUGGUUUAGGUCCUUGAAAAGAAAUAGAUUUCUUUAGUAGGUCUUAAAAGUCCUUGAAAUUCACAACUUUGUCUACGCAUACACCAUUUUCUGUAGAGUUAGAUUUUAUUUUGCCGAGGAAAAUUUGGCUCAUCUUCAUAGGCAGAAAGAACCUGUAAAAUUCACGGCCAACGUACAAACAUUUUUAGUAAAAGGACAAUGUUUUAUUUAUUAUCAAUAUUAUUUUAAAUGACUCCAUGACGUGUUUUAGCCAAUAGGGUGAUCAAAGGGGGUUAAAGACCUUGAAAACUGUAAGUUGUCCUUGAAAAAUCCUUGAAAAGUCCUUGAAGUUUGUGUGUCUGAAGUUGUAAGAACCAUGAAGAUAUAAGCAUACCUUUCAGAAUACAGAUUUUACUUUUGAGUGGUUAUUUGUUUCUAACCAGACUGCAACAAAUUCUUGAGAUUUCCCCAGGAAAGAACAGUCUUAGGAGUCUUCUCCGUGCAGUCUGGCACCAUCAUGUCAACUCAGAAAUGACAUAAUUCACAAGAACAACAAAAAUGUGAUUUUUGAUUUCCCUGCCCCCUAUCCCCGGGACAGGACCGCUUCAAACAAUUCCCCCCUCAGGCCUGAAGGGCUGGACUUGUCUUAGGGGUUGACAGGAGGGAUGUUGACACAUUGAAUUGAACCAUGCAAUACCCUCUCAGAAAUCCAACGAAAAAAAGAACACAUGACAGGUAAAUUGAACUGAUGUGACUUGGUCCAAAUUUAACAAUACAUUAAAUUUAUUGUGUAUAUAUGUAUAUACUGUUGUUUAGAGAAACAGAAAAGCAGAAGACUUGAGAUGUCGAAAUAUGAUCUGUUUGUUAACAACUUUAUGAGCUCUUUGAGUGAAGCAGACAAGUUGAAGAGCCCACUUUCCAACAUGGCACGUGCCACCAAGGCCUGGAUGGAAGAAAGGCAACAUACCAUAAGCGGUCGUGUAAAGAACACAAGUGCAAGGCAAGGAGAUGAAUUAAACGCCCUGGGGCUAACUGAGUACAGUGAUGUGGAGCACGUGAACCUGGGACUUCCAUCCUCACUUGGUUCAGAACUUCAGAAUACUGGUUCAGGACUUCCAUCAGCUCAUGGCUCUGGUGAUGAGAGUGCUGCUCUUUUGGUUGACAUUUCCCCCCAGCUGUCACCUCCACAUUUGGAAAUGCACUUGACAAGUGCAAAUGAGGAGGUAGAGAAUGCUGCUCUUUUGGCCAACAUUUUCCCCCAGCUGUCACCUCCACAUUUGAAAAAGCACUUGACAAGUGCAAAUGGGGAGGUAGAGAAAGCAAUUGAUGCCAUUCUCCUGGAAAGUCCCUCUCAAAAUAUGGUAAACAACAGCAACUUAAAUGUCCUCGUGCAAAUGUUCCCGCAGUUUAAACAAGAGGGCAUUGCUAAAGCUUUGCAGUCGUGUGAUAAUAAGCUGUAUGAUACUGUGGAUCUACUUUUGAAAUUAUUACCUGUCAGUGAGGAGAGCAAGAGAAGGGAUUCCCCGGUAAUAUCUUUUUCCCAGACUGUUACUAGAGCAGUCAGUAACAUUCCUGAUACUGAUCUAAAUCCUUUUGCUGUGGCCUUGAGCAGCACAUCCACUGCCUCGGGUUCAAGGAAAGCUGCAUUCUGUAAGCGCUGUGGCCACCAUUUAUCAGGGAGUGUCAUGGGAGGUCUCUGCCCAAACCCUGCAUGUGGCCAACCAUUUAAACCAAAGUUGAGGAUGUAAGACAAACAACCAAGGAAAAGAAUAGAGGCAUGUGUUUUUUUAUGCAUCCAGUAAGUGAGUUAAGUUAUAUAGGCAAUGUUGCAAAGCAACAUUUACAAAAUCUUAUGACAUCAGUAUGAAACAGGCCUUUUGCAACAAAAAUGAUGGUCACCUGAUUGUUCUCUUAUCUGUGAAAAUGAAUUCAAAACAAAUACUUUUUGGAAAACUAUUUUUAACAGAAGUUGAUUUAAAGCAUUUUAUGAUUAGCGAACAUAUAAAUUGUCAGACCUGUAUCUCAAAAGUAGCAAUUGCUGUAGUCUUGAAAAUUAGAAGGAUCUUCAUGUGGGAAGAACUCUUGCUAUUCAACCAUCAUUAUUUUAGGGGUCUUCAAAAAAAAAUUAUAUUUCUCAAAGUAAUACAGGCUAGACCUUGUGACUCGAUACAUGACCUUGUAAUUCAUUACAGGUUAAGACCUUCACAAUAUCUCAGCAUCGUACAGCAUUGGUCUGGAAAUGGGUGUCCUUGCUAAUAUUCGAACAUACUCUUUCCAUUUUUGAAAGUUAGAUUACUCUAGCUUCAAGGCUCUACUAAGGGAAAUCAGUCAUGUGAUCAACAAAGGGCCUAUAGUCUCAGCAACUUGACACAAAGUCAUAAAAAAAUAUUUUGUUCCUUUGAACUCUGUUUAGGAGUACCAAAUUGUUCUUGGUGUGAGACCAAUACAGGCUGCAGACUGGUGAGCAAACGAUGUUGUGAAAUGGUCUUAAAACAUGUCAAAACUACUAGUAUUUUGAGACUUUAAAAGAGACAGUAAACUGUGUAGAGAUAGGGAUAAAUCUGAGACAUUUCACAGCAUUGUUGUCUUGUCUACCUGCAAUUGCUGCCCAUCAGUGUCAUGAAACUAUUUGACAAUGUUUUAAAACGAUGCAUAAAUCAUGGCACAGUGUGCCAAUGCCUUCAGGUCUAAGGGUUAUCAUGACAUAUACAAAUAUGGCCAAUGUGGUAAAUUUGUAACAAAACUGUAAUCUACAAAUUCUUUUCAAAAAGGACUAAAAAUACAGUUAUAAGGGUCAUUGUAUGUUCAAUUCUUGCCAAUGGCAUACAUGCCCAAAACCCAUCUGAGUGUCCUCAAUGAUGCCUGUUGUGCAAGCUAUUCCAAUAUUUGGCACUGUAUCUCUGUUGUUUGUAACCUUGAUGAUUGUCUUACAUCUUCAAAGUCAACUUUGAGGCUACCAAGGUUUGGAUUGUAUUCACAAUAAGAAAGCCACUGAUCGGUAAUAAAGCAAGGCAUUUUAUUGAAUUUAUGACCAAAAAUUAAAACAAUAAUUAUGCCACUUGUUGCACUGAAAACUUCAUCAUAAGUAUUAUUACACUCUUUUGAGGCAACACUUUCUGUAAACUUGACUUCAUUAGGGCGAUUUUUAUAUGACUUUAAAUGAUUAUGUGAAGCAAAACAGAAACAACAAACAAAUGCCAGUGGAGCAAUUUGAUUGGUGUAUCAAAAAAGUACAAAGUUAACAUACAUGGCUUUUGGUAUGCAAAUGCAUGAUGAGAAACAUUGUUGAAAGUAAUUUUCCACAACUUCAGGCAACAAAAGCUUACAAAAAGUGUUGAACCUGGUCAGAUGUUAGGAUGCCAGACUGGAGGGUAAAAUAUGAUUCAGAAGAAAUUUAUAAGUUUGAGCCAACAAUUGCGGCAACAUUGGCUGCAUUAAAAUUCAUAUUGGAAGUAACAUAUUAUUAUUAACAUUUUUUUAUUUACUAAUUACUAACUGAAGGGGUCAUUACAUGGAUAUUCACUGGUACUUUAAAAAGGCUUAAUACACAUUUGUGUCAAUAGCAUUCGCAGUGCUGUCAACUCUCCUGGAAAAUUCUGGAGAAAUCUCCCUUUCUCCAGAUUAGAGAAUGAAAUCUCCCGGGUAAUCAUUGAAGUAUGUAGCCUCGACUUUCCAACAAUACAAUUUCAACUAUUUUGCAUAUUGUUUGAGCUAUUUUAAUGUCAACAUAGAACAUUUCCUCAUGACCUCCAGUAUGCUAUUGUUAAUAAUCUGAUUGGUUUUUGUGAGUUUUGUGUCAUCACAAAUUUGGUGACAAUUGGAGUCAACGAGUAGUUUUUGCCCAAAUGAUGUCAUUUGGGGGGUUGACAGCCCAGCAUUCAAGCACUGAAACUAUCACAAGUGCUCUUGGCUUAAUGAAUGGCCAGGAUGGUUUGACGCUUUAAAAAAAUAACAAUAAUACUUUACUUAUAUAGCGCCUUUUCCAGCUAUGUCUAAUAGCACUUUACAAUUUAUUACAAAAAUUACAAAAAAUAAUAACAAAAUUACAAAUAUUGUCCAAAAAUUUAUUUAUUCAAAAAAUUAAAUUCAAUGAAACGAACAGGAUGCAAUUUUGUCAAGUUCCUCCUGUUUCUUUUAGAAAGAUUUGCUGUUCAUUCAAAAGUUUACCUGAUAUUAUCUUUCAAGCAUAACAAUAACACAAUUUUGCCCAAGAAGAUUAUAAUACCCAUGUCAUAGCGCACAAUUCACAAACUUUCAAGUGACAUUUGCUAGUUACAAGUUAUAUUAUUGUGAAAGUGCCAAAUGAUAGACUAAAACAAAAUUGUAAUAAUUGUCACUUAUAAUUGGCAUCAUAUUGUGUAAAUAUUUACAACUUUGUACAAAUUAUGUAUCAUAUGCUUCUGAUUAAAUUUAUAGAACUUGACCAACAACUGGCUUAUAGGUUUGAUUUAAAAGAAAGGAUUCAGGUUAUUUUUCAUAACCAGACUUUGUGCAACAAAAUUGUACUGGGUAGAUCGGUUGAAUGUUAGUUUGUUACUGUGCAUUCAAUAAAUUAUCGGAGAAUCGUUUUAAAUGCUUAAGUUUGUUCUUAUAGUACCCGACCGGCUAAUAAUCUUCUUUUCGAGGGGUUGCCGUAUUGGUAAAUAAUAAUAAUCAUAAAUACAGCAAGAAUGACACCCAAAACAUACAAGCUAGUGGUCUCUUCAAUCCUGGCCUCGACCUACAGUAUAUAGUCUUAAACAAAUAAGUUAAGCUUAAAUACGUACCGUGGUCGACUAGUCAAAAGAACAUUUUGACAACACUGAACCCAGAGCUCAAGCAAGUAUAUGCCGAUUAAUUUACUUUUCUACACUCAGUCCAGCAUCAACACUUGCCUCGGUAUUAAAGUACUGUAGCCAUAGCGUCUAUUGAACAAAUUCUUACAAAACCACAGUGCGUUCUAGAAAUACCUUCUUGAAAGUAAGUAUGCGAUGUAAAAUGAACGAUUUUGGUGUAAGAUGUGCUGGAUCGAAUAAGUGGCUACGUAUUACGUAAAAACAGUUACUACGGAAUGAGGGUGAAUAACAAAACUGUUUUGUUAAUUAAAUGAAAUUACACUUAGAAUUGCACUUGCCAGCUUCUCCUGUAAAAUGACUGUACCACUGGAACUGUUACUCCUGCGAAAGCAUUUACAACGCUUGCCAUUCCGUAAGCACGAAUGGAACCCGGAGUCUUCAGUGCAUUGGCUUUCACGAUGCUGAAAACGCUUUCAAUGGGAUUUAAGUCAAAGGAGUAAGUAGGCAUUUUGACGAGGGUUAUGUUCUUGCGCGCCAAAACAUUCUGCACAGCAACGUCGUUGUGUAUCGAGGCAUUGUCAAGAACCAGAAAACUAUCUCUUGGUAAGUAGGGUAAGAAGUGAUACUCGAUGGCAUUUGUUAUGGAAACUGCAUUGAAGCUACCGGGAACUGGGUAGCAAUUAACAAUUCCUUCGUUGUAACCUACCACUGCAAAGGCCGAUAUUUUUUCUCUUACAUCUCGUUUUGGCUCUACACUCGGAAGGACGUCACCAAUACUGCACCAACCUGAAGUUCGUACAUCAGUGAGCUUGUUAAAGGCCGUCUCGUCUCCGAAAAACAGUUUUGUUGGAUCUUUUCGGUUCCGCCACUGGAUGUAAGCUUGUCUUCUUACCAAGUUGUACGGUGUAAAUCGCUCUUGUGGGACUUUAGUUGACUUGUGCUUUGUUAAAUUGAGAUCAUGCAGUGUCCUGCAAAUAACCGGUACCGACGGAACUUCGUGUGGUAACAAGUUCAGGUCAGCUCUCAGUCUGCCUUGCAUUUCUUCCAAGUACAAAAAAGGGUUCACGAAAAUCAUAGCCUCCAGAUAGGCAACCAUAAAAGGUUGCAUCUUGCUAGCUGGCCUCCCUCUUGCUCCAGCUUGACAAUCACCGGUCGCAAUAAACUUUUCACAAAUUGCCCGUGCGGUGUUGUAACAAACGCGGUUUUCUCGUGCACUGACCGCAAAACUUCCACUUGUUGAAUAAUCUGCCAAAAUCUGAUACCUUUUUUGGAUAGGGUACGCAGCACCAAAUUUGUAAAUUCCUUCUGAAGCAUUUACCCUCCAGUCUGGCAUCCUAACAGCUGCCCAGUUUCAACACUUUUCCAAGCUUUUGUUGCCCGAAGUUUUGGAAAAUUACUUUCAGAAUUGCAGUUUACACGAGCGUUCGCUUAACCAAUCAAAAGCCAGGCGCGUUUGUCUGUCCGUUCGAUAAACCAAUCAAAUCGCUCUAUUUCCGUUCGUUUGUUGUUUCUGUUUUGUUCGCGCGUUUUCAUUUCAAGGUCAUACGAAAAUCGCUCUAUUUAGGUACCUUUCGCUCCGAUGACGCGAUGACAACGAGGACGUCGUCAAAAAAGCAAUAGGUUUACAAGGCAAAACAACAACUUUGUGCGUGCAUCACAUUUUUUUUCUACAUUUCUUUUUAUUGGGGACGUAAACAAGCGACGACCAAAAUUUAUUUCUCUUUCGGAACUUGGAAAGGGAUCCUAGCAAUUCAACUCCAGGGGAUUCGCUUACUUUUGAUAAAGAAAAUGGGUAGGAAUAAUCGCAAUAAAGGCUGAAAGAACAUAAAUUCACUUUUUAAGUGACGUUUUUGCUGCCAUCGCCUCGUCGGAUCGUAAAGUCCCUAUUUUAAAUUUAAAGAUCUCACAUCUAUGCAACUUCCGGUUUUUUUUUUUUCUGAAAUCCGAGUAUUAACGAAUUUCUUUGAGGCGCUUUCCAUUCAACCCAAAAUUUUGAAAUUUUCGGUUGGUACAUCAAAUGGAACGGGCCGGUUUGAUUUGGUCUGACCGGAACAUUCGGGACCAGCUUUGAAGGUGGUCCUCUUUCACCGGUCUGGUUAUUUCGGUCGGUAGGACCGAAAUGUCCCUUUCCAUUUGACAAAAAAAAAAUGAGGAGGAGGAGGAGGGAGGAGGAGGAGGAGGAUUGAGGAACGAAAAUAAUAAAAUUGUGGAGGAGGAGGAAAGUAAAAAAAAAUGAAAAGGAAAGGGGUGAGUAAAACAUUGUUUGCAGUGUAAAAAAGAGCUAGUUGGCCUUUGCCCUCAUUAAUAUGCACGAUUUACCUGCCAAAAAUCAGUGAACCGGAACCAGGACAAUCGCAGCAGCAGGAAAUAGAACUUGCAUAAUUACGUUACGUCUCAGUGAUUUUAAGUCAGAGACAAGUUUGACUUUACUCCUCAGGUACUAUGAAUUAACCAAUGAAAACUUUUCUUAUUUUCUAACUAACCAAUAGAAAACGAAGACGUUUAUCGACCUUAAAGUAACUAGAAAACCUAAACCAACUUAAAAUAGCACACGACCUUAUCUUAAUGAGAUUCCUGCGCAUUUUAUUCAUGAGAUCAAGACAAUAGCCUAUGACGUCAGCGACGUUAGUUUAUUCCCCCCCACCUUAAUGAGAUUCCCCCCCAAAAAACCGGAGUAACCGGUCCCUCCUAUACUACUAUAGUAUAGAUACAAUAUAUACUACUGUACUACUAUAGUAGUAUAGGAGGGAUGUUUUAGGCCUCUUUUUUGGGGAGGAUUCUCAUUAAGGUGGGGAGGAAUACAUUAACGCCGAUGACGUCAUAGGCUAUUGUCUUCAUCUCAUGAAUAAAAUGCGGUGGAUUUAAUUAAGUAUACUGGUUUGACCGGUUUGUCAGGUUCUAUUUUUAGCCUGGUUGAUAUAACUUAGGAUUUUUAGUUACUUUAAGGUCGAUAAACGUCUUCGUUUUCGAUUGGUUAGUUAGAAAAUAAGAAACGUUUUUAUUGGUUAAUUCAUACUGUCUGAGGAGUAAAGUCAAACUUGUCUGUGACUUAAAAUGACUGAGACGUAACGUAAUUAUGCACUUCCAAUUUCCUGCUGCUGUGAUUGUCCUUGUUCCGGUUCACUGAUUUUUGGCGGGCAAAUCGUGUAUAUUAAAGAGGGCAAAGGCAAACUAGCUCUUUUUUGCACUGCAAGCAAUGCUUUACCUACCCCUCUCCUUUUUAUUUUUUAUUUCCCUCCACCACCACCACCACCACCGCCGCCGCCACAUUUCUGUUGUUUUCCCUCCACCACCACCACCACCACCACCACCACGGCCACCACAUUUCUAUUGUUUUUCCUCCACCACCACCACCACCACCGCCACCACAUUUGUAUUGUUUUCCCUCCACCACCACCACCACCACCGCCACCACAUUUGUAUUGUUUUCCCUCCACCACCACCACCAUCACCACCACGGCCACCACAUUUCUAUUGUUUUUCCUCCACCACCACCACCACCACCGCCACCACAUUUCUAUUGUUUUUCCUCGAAAGGCCAAAGAGGCCAAAAUCAGGCCUAAAAGGCCUAGAAGACCAAACUUGGAGGAAAAACAAUAGAAAAGAGGAGGAGAGGGAGGAGGAGGAGGAGGGAAAAGAAUAAAAAUGUUACGGUGGUGGUGGUGGAGGGGAAACAAUAGAAAUGUGGCGGUGGUGGUGGAGAGAAAGAAAAAAAAAUGUGGAGGAGGAGGAGGGAAAACAAUGACGAUUCUACAUCGACCCUACAUCGACCCUACAUCGACCCCACAUCGACCCUACAUCGACCCUACAUCGACCCCACAUCGACCCCACAUCGACCCUACAUCGACCCUACAUCGACCCCACAUCGACCCUACAUCGACCCUACAUCGACCCCACAUCGACCCCAUAUGGACCCUACAUAGACCCUACAUCGACCCCACAUCGAUCCUAUCAAAACAAUAAAAAUGAGGAGGAGGAGGAGGGAAAACGAUAAAAAUGAGGAGGAGGAGGAGGAGGAGGGUGGUGGUGGUGGUGGAGGGAAAACAAUAGAAAUGUGGCGGUGGUGGUGGUGGUGGUGGAGGGAAAACAACAGAGAUGCGGUGGCCGUAGCGGUGGUGAUGGUGGAGGGAAAACAAUAGAAAUGUGGUGGCGGUGGUGGUGGUAGUGGUGGAGGGAAAUAAGAAAUAAAAAGGAGAGGGGUAGGUAAAGCAUUGCUUGCAGUGCAAAAAAGAGCUAGUUUGCCUUUGCCCUCUUUAAUAUACACGAUUUGCCCGUCAAAAAUCAGUGAACCGGAACAAGGACAAUCACAGCAGCAGGAAAUUGGAAGUGCAUAAUUACGUUACGUCUCAGUCAUUUUAAGUCACAGACAAGUUUGACGUUUAUCGACCUUAAAGUAACUAAAAAUCCUAAGUUAUAUCAACCAGGCUAAAAAUAGAACCUGACAAACCGGUCAAACCAGUAUACUUAAUUAAAUCCACCGCAUUUUAUUCAUGAGAUGAAGACAAUAGCCUAUGACGUCAUCGGCGUUAAUGUAUUCCUCCCCACCUUAAUGAGAAUCCUCCCCAAAAAAGAGGCCUAAAACAUCCCUCCUAUACUACUUCGGGUCUAUGCAACCAGAAUGUACCGAUCCAUUUAGCUCGUAAAUUUCCGGUAUUUCAAGUCGGAAUUUUUGUUGAAUGGAAAGCGCCCUUGGUUUUUUGGGCUCCAUUUUCGCGGAAGAAAGCUCCCUUGCAAGAGCCAAACAUGUACGGUGAACAGUCGAGUUUGGAGGUAAACGUCUUCGUAUAAGAAGAUUACGACAGCAACGGAAUAGAUGCUGGCCUCUUGUUGGGCACAAAAUUAUUGUUUUGUGUCAAAUCACAGAGAAGCCUUCGAAUAAGUCGUGGAACUGGUUCGUUAAGAGUAGCAUUCCAGAGGCUCUCUCGCCCGUUCUUGAAAACUUUUGCCGCCGUUUUUCUUGACUCAACUGACCGACACUGGGUCUCCGAGGAUGCUUCUACCAAAGUAAUGAAAAUAAUCUUUACAAGUGCCCACGAACAUAUUUCUCAUAGUUCAUGUUGAGUUGUUUGUGAAUUUUCCUAAUGUAGCUGUUGUUCACAUGGGCUUUCAUAGCAAAGAAAGACAACCUGAACGACAGAACAAAUCUUCAUGUUAAAGUAAGCGCAGGCGCCUAAUACCUACUAAAAUGUUCGUUUGAGUUAUGGAACGGACUCUUAAAAACAUCGGUCGUAAGAAGGCAGUCAAUCGUUUGUGAUUUGUUCACAAUAUAAUCUCAAUAAUUUAAGAAAAAGGUUAUUCCAGACACAAACCAGAAACAGCUUGUGGCCCAUUCCUAAAUUAUUAAAUCCGUUCGUCCUGCAUUUGGUUUUGAUCUAAUUUCUUCGCACGUUAACUAGAUUCUUUCUUGAAAGUGGUAUAAUUUUAAUUGUCCUCGAUACUUACGCUCAGUCCAUUUAUAUGGCUUGUAGUCUGUCCCAAUAUGGCAACCCUAAAUGAGACAUCAGGAGUUCUUACCAGUCCUUAUUAUCCAAGGCGUUACCCUCCUAACGAGAAAUGCAGCUGGAAAAUUACAGCAAGUGAAGGAGAACGCAUUGUGUUGGUCAUUGAAGACCUUAAUAUUCGGUCCUGUGGUUCAUCUUGCACGUGUGAUUACCUUGAAAUACAAAAUGGCUCUUCCUCUGAUGGUAUUUCAGGCAGGCGAAGAUGUAGAUACUAUGAAGACCGUGGGAUAGUAUACCAUUCAGCAAAAGAUGUCCUAAGGUUGACGUUUGUUUCUGAUAGUGGUACUUACUGGUACUACCGGGGAUUUAAGGCAACUUACAUUAAAGUGAAAUAUGUUGCACCAACAACCGGUAAGUUAUUUAGAAAUCAGCUUUAAACUGUAAGUUAAAGGUUUAAGUGCAGGGGAUUAACUUUCAACCAAGUUAUAUGAAAUAUUAUUGCCUUAUAUAGUAACUGUAAUAUUCAAAUACUUUACGGAGUAAAACAACCCACACUAAAAUGCCGAUCAAAUGCCAACAAUUUUCUUUCGCAUGGUGUUAAAAGUGUUUGGUGGAAAAUCUGCUAUUUUUUUUUGCUAACUAUCUAUUGCAAAGCUUUCGAUUUGGUUUUUUGUUUUGCCUUGUCUUUUUUUGUUUCAGACAGAUUACUCUUUGAUUUUGUAUUAUAAAGCUAAGUCCUUGCUUUUUUCCUCUUGUUACAGCUUGUACCUCUGGCGAAUACCUUAAUGGAUUUAGUGGAUUCUUUUCAAGUCCAAAUUUUCCAAAUAACUAUCCUCAAUACAGCAUGUGUACCUGGAAUAUCACAGUUCCCAGCGGGUACAUAAUUAAACUCAGCUUCCUCUACUUUCGAUUGGAGCCACAUCAGUACAGUCGCUGCUAUUAUAAUGCUCCAGGAUCCCGUGUUACAGUCACAAAUGUUACUUCAGAUGAUGGGUAUCAACCGUUCAUGCUGUGCGGUCAACAACUUCCAGAUCCAGUGUACUCAGUGGGGAAUUCAAUGCAAGUCAUAUUCACGUCUCUGAGCAGUCAAUACUCAGGGUUUAAUGCAACUUACACGGCUAUCACUUAUAGUUCAGGUACGUGGUAUACAUUAUCAAAACAAAAACAA